Paracoccidioides brasiliensis Pb18 is the source of this 1128-nucleotide messenger RNA. RefSeq lists its product as uncharacterized. Bases 1 to 1128 code for a protein of 375 amino acids. The record is from RefSeq and is a predicted model, not a curated record. The transcript is spliced from 2 exons.
AUGCCUUCACGUGCCGCAACCCUGGCCCCUCCUCCAUCUCUCAUCCCCCCAUCCCCUUUCACCCAAUCCCUCCUCGAUGCCAUAUUCAAUGUCAGCAACCCCAUAACAACAGCCAGCCACACCCUCAACACCGCCACAAAAACUAGUCCCACCGACCCCUCAGCUCUAACAUACAUCCAGGUGAUCGUCUCCCUCGCCACCCUCCAAUCCGCCGUCUCAGAUCUCUCCCGCGCCUACAUCAACCAUGCCAACACCGUGCUGAACCGCGGCCCCUCAACCCUCGAUCUGGGCAGCAUCACCUCCAGCCUCUUGCUCGAAAAUGGCCUCCUGGGUGGCACCCGCGGUCUUAGUCCCGGUCGUCCGGACGCCCUGGGCGCCGGAGCUGGUGGCGCUCCUGUGCCGGGGAAGAUGAAGCGCAAGCGCGCCCCCCAUGAUCCCAAUGCGCCUAAGAGGGCGUUGACGCCGUAUUUUUUGUAUAUGCAGCAUAAUCGCGCGACGAUUGCGGAGGAGUUGGGGGCUAAUGCGCGCCCGAAGGAGGUGGCGGAUGAAGGCACGAGGAGGUGGGCGGAGAUGACUGAGGAGGAGAAAUCGAUCUGGAAAAAACUCUACGCAGACAACCUAGCAGUCUACCACGAGAAAAUGCGUGCGUACAAAGCCGGCCUCCCAGUCCCGGACGACGACACAACUCAAGCCGCUGCCGCCCAGUUACACCAGGGCGUCCACCACGCCACCACGACCGUCCUCCCCACCCACACCCAUGAAGCGUCUACAGAGGAAUCUGACGAGUCUGACGAGGAAUCAGCGGACGAAGAUGAGGAAGAGGAAGAGGAAGCCUCACCUGAACCUGUCAAGGCACCUACGCCUCCCCGCUCGAAUAAGCGGCGUCGCACUGCUGGGGGGACUGUUGCAGAUGCUGGGAAGCCGGCGAUGCCUGCUGGUGGGGUGAGCGGGAAGAAGGGGUCGCCGGAGAAGAGGAAGGGGGCUGGAAAGAAGGAGAAGGAGGAGGUGACGGCGUCUGGGACCAAGUCUAAGAGGGGCUCUACUGCGGCUACUGUGGCGGCGGCGACGGAGAUGCCUAGGGGAGAUAAGAAGGGGAAGAAGAAGAGGAAGAGUGAGGCUGCGGAGUAG